This is a messenger RNA of Thelazia callipaeda (thelaziosis nematode), 783 nucleotides long. The record is from the annotation of a GenBank genome assembly. Lineage: Eukaryota; Metazoa; Nematoda; Chromadorea; Rhabditida; Thelaziidae.
AUGAAUUUAAUAAUUCAUCGUGAAACUCAACAAUAUUACACUUGUUUUGGACGAAUUCACGUUCAAACUGCAUUACUAACUAUUAUAAUAUUGACAUUUGGGUGGAAUAUACUUCGAUGGAUUGAUUUAUUUUUACGUCACGAUUUCGUGUUUGGAUGGAUAGAAAUUUUAACUGAAGUUUGUGACGUUUCCCUUGAUAUUACAUUAAUUAUUGCUUACUGUUAUAAAUCAUCAUAUUUAUUGCUGCCAUAUCUUUUCUUGCAGUUAUUGGCGUUGGUGGUUUCAAUGAUUUCGUUUUGUAUUUGUGCCUUGACAGUAAUAUGGCCUGAAAAUCCAUGGGUUUCUAUUGUUUACACUGAUGAAUCAGCAAAGACUUCCAAAAUUAGAGUGAAAGCUUUCAUUUAUGGCAUAAUUUCAUUCGCCUUCUCCUUAGUGUUGAUAUGGGUCAUUCGUAUUUUACUUUCAUGCUAUGUUUAUUUUUCUAAUCAAAAAAAUGCUGCAGCAAAUAUUGCUGUUGCCACUACUCAGAUUAGUGGGUCAAAUGAAGGUGUAUUAAUAUCGUCAUCAACUGGAUUAUCUUGUACUAAUAAUGUUACAACUAAUGCUCCAGUGAAAUCCACUUUGGCAGAUGCUGCCUUUCCUAAUCCAAGUUUUUGCCUAGAAGACGAUGAUGAUGAAGAUCAACUCUGGCCUCAAACAGAUAUCCAAAACAGCUUGAACUUGAAUGAGUCUAAGAAUCAAUCAGUGAGUUUACCGUUGCCAAUAAAAAAUUAUGAAAAGUGA